GACUUUUUGAAGUUUUAAAUGCAUUCUAGAAAACUACAACUACGAAUAAUUUUGCACUACUGAACUAACUGGACUAUUUGGCAGAUUUUGGAUAAUUUAUAAUUAAUAUGAUAUUUGGAAGAAUUUGAGUAACUUAGAGCUUUUUUUUGGUAGAAUUUGAAAACAAAUCUAAAAUUUAGCGUGCAUUUUGAAAGAAAUUGCAAAUGUUAAAUGACAUUUUGAAGUUUUAAAUGCACCGUAGACAGUAACAGCUACGGUUAAUUUUAGUACUACUGAACAAACUGGACAUAUUUAUUUCUACUGAACGAAAUAGGAAAAGGACUAUACAUUUUGUAUUUGAAUAAGUCAGUGACUCAUUCAAAAAUUGUUUGCCAAAAGCUGCAAUAUCUUUUAAUUUGAAUACAUGGCACCAGUGUCACAUUUAGAACAAUCAUUUUAGUAAUUCGUUUCCUGACGAGACAAUAGAAAUCCGCCUGUCGUCACUGUAUGAGAAAAAACAAAGAAACAAUCUUUUUUUCUUCUUUGGAAUGAAUCUACAUUGGUGUUGAAUCCCAUCACAGUGACCCAUGUCCUGCGGGUCCGAGGUAAAGCAAUCCGGACCUUCAUUUUGAUGGUUGCGGUAAGCUGAGGUCGUUUCUACACAAGGCAUGGGGUCGGACAGGCUUUACAGAGAAGUUAUUUGUAGGCUGACGAUGUCUGAAGGCCGGCAGAGUCAAGUGGUUCUGCUGGAUGAUCGAAGACUGGACAUACUUAUUAAGCCAAAAUUAUAUGCUGGUGAACUCCUAGACAUGGUUGCCUCUCAUUUUAGUCUGAAAGAGAAAGAAUAUUUCGGUCUUGCUUAUGUGGACGACACGGGUCAUUAUAGUUGGUUACAGCUAGACCGACGAGUGUUGGAACACGAAUUUCCGAAGAAGUCUGCCCAGUCUACUCUAGUACUUUAUUUCAGUAUCAAGUAUUUUGUAGAAAGCAUCACGCACCUACGUGACAGUGCGACCGUUGAAGCAUUUUUCCUGCAAACCCAAUCUCUAGUCUAUAAUGGUUUCAUUGAAGUAAACUCUGACAAAGCCUUUCAAUUAGCCGCUCUAGUCCUCCAAGUUACUCAUGGAUCAUUUACAAAUGAUGAUGUAGCUAAACAACAGUUGAAAAAAUUACCUGUUCUACCAACAAGUGCUUUACGUGACCACCCCUCUUUGCCUGUUUGCGAAGAAAGAGUUUUAGAGCAGUAUAAAUCAAUACAAGGCCAAUCUAGAGGUUCAGCAAUAGUAAAUUAUAUGCGAAUAGUUGAAUCUCUUCCCACAUAUGGCGUGCAUUAUUAUGAAGUAAAGGACAAGGCUGGAAUUCCUUGGUGGCUCGGCAUUAGUUAUAAAGGGAUAUGCCAAUACGAUUAUUCAGACCGUAAAGUUCCUAGAAAAUUGUUUCUAUGGAAGCAGUUAGAAAACCUGUACUUCAGAGACAGAAAAUUUUCUAUAGAAGUAUAUGAUCCAAAAAGUAGGUUGGCUGCUUCUAGAAAGACAUUCGGAUCUGGGAACAUUUGCGUGUAUGUAUGGUUUGCCAGUAGUCCUUCUCUUACCAAAUGCAUUUGGUCAAUGGCCAUAUCCCAACACCAGUUUUAUUUAGACAGGAAGCACAACAAAAGUUCUGCAUCCCCAUCUCGCAACUUUAGUGAUAUUGCAGAUGAGCUUUCCCAUGGUUCCUAUUCCACUGAAACUUCUUCUCUAGGUAGAAGUGUCAGUUCUCUGAGUCUUCCAGCACUCAAAUUAGACAGUGAUUCGUGUGAUGAAACAUUAGACACUGUUGAAAUGUUUGUAGCUCUGAAGGCUCGCAAAGAGGCACUCGAAGAAGCUCUUCGCAGAAAAUGUGAAGAGCUUAAAAGGCUUUGUCUCAAUGAAGGAGAACUAACAGGUGCACUUCCACCAGAGAUGCCUUUAAGCCCUGGGGAACAAAUACCCAUCAUAAAAAGAAAAACUGGUACAAACAUUAAAGAAAAAUCUUUCUGGAAGAAGAAGAGUAAAGAUGAAGAGGAACUAGCUCGUUUAGAACUUGAAUAUGAAAUUCAAAAUAAAAUUGUAGCUGCAGCAAGCAAACUUCUCAAUGACAGCUCAUUGAAGAAAAAUAUCCGCAGACAGAGGAAGCUGUCUCAUCAAAAAGCAGUUGCAAAGUUAAAAGAAAUAGAACAGAAGUUAACUCAUUUAAAAAUGAAAGAGCAUUUCAAGAAAGACAGUCUUCCGCAUUCCAAAACAGAGAAUUUUAUACACUCAAGUGCCAAUAUGAAUGAUCUCACAAUUAAUUUUUCUCAUCCUCAAAGCGAAGAUGAGGGCAUCAAAAAUAGUUUCAAUAAAAUGACUUCUUCUACAUCUUCUCCUGUUCCGUUGCCAAAUAUCAUGAGAGCAGGUUCCAGUUCUGUCCCAUCUAGUCCAUCAAAUCCUCGACAUUUAUCAACCAAACAAAGAAAUAGUCUCACAGAAAAACCAGACAUUCUAAAAAUGGACUUAGCCUUCCAAGGUUAUACCCCUAGUUCUAUUUAUCAAACGCAAACCUCUUAUAGAAGCCAACAAUAUCCAACUUUUUCUAUGAGAUCGCCAACAUCUUAUUCAUCUGCAUCAAGUUCAGAAUUUGGUGGCAUUUCUGGUUUUGGAGAUAAAGACAGUGCACUUAUUCCUCUCACUGCUCCAUACAGAAAUAAGUUUGAAUCCACUUUAAACCUAGAUGGAUCAAAUUUAUAUAGUGUUCCAACUCAACGCACAAGCCAAGCUUUUGACACCCAAGAUGAUAUUUUGGCAUCCAUACCAAUGUCUGCUCAGGAUUUAGGACUUGUAUCACGUCAUAAUAGCCUAGAUAGAAACCGAAGGCACAGUAUGCAGAAAUACCGCAUGUAUAUUGACAAUAGCACUGAGCAAUCAAGACCAAGUUCAGUUCAGCCUUAUUCAGGUUAUGACAAUAUCCUAGCUUACAGAGACCAAGAAAUGUUUCCAUACCAAGAACAACAUCAGUCACAUCUACCCUCCCAUAGUUUUCACCAUCCUCAUCACUUUCAUCACCACCGCCAUCACGAAAAAUCUCCUACAGAACAUAAAUGCCAAGAGAGCCAAAAGGAUGCCAACUUGUACCAUAAAAAUCUAAAACUCUGUGCAAAUGCAAUGUUUGUGGGCAAUCAGCCACACGCGGACAAGAUGAAACAUCACCACUAUCAGCCACCCAAACAAUUUCAUCAGAAAACAAAACAGUGGACAGAGUUUUCUGCCACUGAUUCCCAAACUAGGACUCUGAAUUUAAGUGCUUAUGAUUCUGGACUUGUGUCACCACCUAGUGGGGCAGAAAAAAGCUGGCCUUCUAAACCACGUCAUAGUGUUCAAACAUCAGUUUCAAUGGGAAGUCUGAAAUCUCACGUGGGUCCAAGUCACCAGACUCCUAAAGUAGACAUAGUUACUUACGGACAUUUUCAACCUUAUUGGGAGGAAACAAAACCUUAUGAAACUUCAGACUUUUAUAAAUAUAGCACCAAACACAGAAAGCAACACCAAACAGCUAGUCAAAAUUUACACGCCAAAUUAGUAGCCUGGAAAGCCAAUCAAUCUAGUGGGCAGUUCCCAUCUGCAGCACCGCCCCUUAUGUCUCCUGUUUUGGAGAGAUCAAGAACAGCAUCACCUGCCAGCACAUCUCUUAGUCAACAAGAUGAGAAAGAAAGAUUGCCUUCUGAUCACACUAAGCAAGAAGGCAAUACGAUGAGGAGUAAUGAAUCACAGGAGCAAACUGCAGCUGAUGCUUAUGACAGUGAGAUUAUAGAGUGGUUCAACAAACAGGAGAAGGGGAAGAAAACUACUUUAGUGUAAUUAAAGAUUUCAUUGUGUUCAGACUUCAACCCAUGUAUAUUAUGAAAACUGAAUGGAAAUGGAAAAUAAAAAAAAAAGUUUCAAAAUGUUAUUGACAAUGAUUAUCAAUGAAAUCUUAUCGAAUUGUAUAAACUUAGAUUUUAUUUAUUAAAUUCAAAACUCUUGAUUAAAAUAAAAUGCUUAGUUAUUUUAUUUGUUCUGUGAUAAGUCAAUGAAUAGUCAUGAUAUUGAUAAAAAUGAAUGCAAUGUUGUACAGAAUCAUGUUGUAUUUGAUUAAAAAAAUUAAUAAAAUAAGAGCAAUAAUGUUAAAAUUCAAAAUUUAAGUUGUGCAGUUAUAUUUUCUCUGUGAUAUUUAAUGUUGUGAACAUAAAAUUUCAUACAGGUACUCUACUUAAUACUCUCUUUCUGUUUUGAAAAACAAAAGGCAAAACUCAUUUUCCAUUCAUUCUUAGUUACAUUAAUGGAUGGGAAAAAAAUAGGAUUGCUUUGCUUUUACAAUGAAACAAGGAAUGUGCAAAUAUAUGUGUUUUUGAAAAAUAUAAUGCAUAUCAUAUUUUUAAGGAAAUUUGAAAUUCAACAUUACAUUUAUGGUAGGAACUUUGAAUAGAAAAUAGUUUUCAUAUCUUGCAAAGAGUGCCUAAAAUUAUGGAAAUUGUACAUAAAAGUUUUGUAAAAUUGAAAUUUAUUUUGCAUGUCUGGCAAGCAUCAUUUUUACAAUAGCUAAAAAAUAAAAUAGAAAUUACUUUUCUAAUCAAGAAAAAUUUCUUCAGAAAAUUAUUUGAUUGAUGAGGAGUGUGUGUUUCUAAAAAACCAAACUGUACAUAAAAAAUUUAUUUUUACAUUAAAAGAUUUAACCAGACUUUAACAAAUUACACUUUUAAGGGUUAAAAGCGUAAUUGUAUCAGCAAUAUUAAAAAUAAAGAAAAAUAUUAGGUCUUUUGUUAUUGCUGAAUGAAAAAGUACAAUCUGAUGCAAACUGAAGAUAACGAAUUUAUUGAACAGCAGUUAUUUUAUUUAAAGGCAUUUUUUUUCCACCACUUUUAGUCAUAGGAAGAUAAUUAUAGUCUUUCUGAAUUAUAAUUUUACUGUGUUUGUUUUUCAAUUAUUGUACAAGACUGUGUUCAUAGUAUGUAAAAUAUUAUGUACAUGAGAACUUACCAAAUAAAAUAUUUCUCUCUGGA
This is a messenger RNA of Parasteatoda tepidariorum (common house spider), 5011 nucleotides long. RefSeq lists its product as uncharacterized. The record is from RefSeq and is a predicted model, not a curated record. Gene Ontology annotation, biological process: establishment of epithelial cell polarity. Lineage: Eukaryota; Metazoa; Arthropoda; Arachnida; Araneae; Theridiidae. Gene Ontology annotation, cellular component: adherens junction; cytoskeleton; bicellular tight junction.